AAUUCGACAACCAUAACAGUAACAAUGGUAUCCAAGUUCAUCGUCAUCCUUGCCCUGGCUGUCGCCGCCUCAGCCGUGCCUCUAGUCCCUAUCGCCAAAGUAGCCUACGCGGAACCAGAAGCGCCCGCACAUUACGAGUUCCAAUACUCUGUACACGAUGAACAAACUGGUGACAUCAAACAGCAGCAGGAAGCACGUGCCGGCGACGAAGUCCACGGAUCCUACUCCUUAGUUCAACCCGACGGUGUUCACCGUAUCGUGGAAUACACCUCGGACAAGGAACACGGCUUCAACGCCAACGUGCGCUACGAAGGACACCCCGUCGCCGCCCCCGCUCCUGCUAAGCUCGCCUACGCCGCUCCCGUAGCCAAACUGGCAUAUUCCGCUCCCGUAGCUAAGGUCGCCUACUCCUCGCCCGUGUCCUACGCCGCGCCUAUCGCUAGAGUGGCCUACUCCUCUCCAGUGUCCUACGCCUCUCCCGUAGCUAAGGUCGCCUACUCCUCGCCCGUGUCCUAUGCUACGCCUGUCGCGAGACUGGCCUACUCCUCUCCUGUCUCUUACGCUGCUCCCAUCAACCAAGUCUCAUUCUCUUCCCCCGCCAUCUCCUACCAUCACUACUGGAGCCGAGGAGUAGGCCACUCUUGCGACGGGAGCGGCGUAGGCCACUCUCGCGACGGGUGCGGCGUAGGACACGGGAGAGGAGUAGGCCACUCUGGCGACAGGCGCGGCGUAGGACACGGGCGAGGAGUAGGCCACUCUGGCGGCGGGCGCGGCGUAGGCGAGCCUAGCGGGAGCGGGGGCGGCGACGGGGUGUCCUUCGUAGCGCACGUUGGCGUUGAAGCCGUGCACCGCGUCGGCGGUGUAGUCCACGAUGCGCUGCACGCCAUCGGGCUGCACCAGAGAGGGACCAAGUGGGAGACUUUGGCCGUGGCUAUCACUGGCUGCCCCACCAGUCUCUCGUCUGUCCAGUUUCAUGACGGGCGAGGGACUGUUGAGGAUGGAGAAAGUGGUACGGGAGUUGCCCUCACCACGAACCCUAGCCCUCGGGAUGACCUGUGGAUGUUGGACACGGGGCGGUCCGUCGUUCACAGUGUAGUCCUCGGGUUGGUUAUCGUGCUGUGGUUCCGGCAUGCUUCUAACGGCGUUUGGGGGCACGUAGCAUCCCAGUGGCGGGUCGCUGAGACGGACAACCUCUGGCGGAGUAACGAGGCGUUGUCGAUCCCUUGUGCUCCGCCGUGCGGCGUAGGACACGGGAGAGGAGUAGGCCACUCUGGCGACAGGCGCGGCGUAGGACACGGGCGAGGAGUAGGCCACCCUGGCGGCAGGCGCGGCGUAGGCGAGCCUAGCGGGAGCGGGGGCGGCGACGGGGUGUCCUUCGUAGCGCACGUUGGCGUUGAAGCCGUGCACCGCGUCGGCGGUGUAGUCCACGAUGCGCUGCACGCCAUCGGGCUGCACCAGAGAUUUAACAGGCACAGUCAAACAUCGACAAUCACAUCAGCAACAAUGGCAGCUAAGUUCGUGAUUCUGUGCGCAUUGGUGGCGGUCGCGUCCGCCGGCCUGGUGCCCGUGGGCCAGGUGGCGUACGCGCAGCCCGAAGCGCCCGCCAACUACGAGUUCCAGUACUCCGUGCAGGACGGACACACCGGAGACGUGAAGCAGCAGCAGGAAGCGCGCGCCGGAGACGCCGUGCACGGCUCAUACUCUCUGGUGCAGCCCGAUGGCGUGCAGCGCAUCGUGGACUACACCGCCGACGCGGUGCACGGCUUCAACGCCAACGUGCGCUACGAAGGACACCCCGUCGCCGCCCCCGCUCCCGCUAGGCUCGCCUACGCCGCGCCCGCCGCCAGAGUGGCCUACUCCUCGCCCGUGUCCUACGCCGCGCCUGUCGCCAGAGUGGCCUACUCCUCUCCCGUGUCCUACGCCGCACCCGUCGCGAGAGUGGCCUACGCCGCUCCCGUCGCAAGAGUGGCCUACUCCUCGGCUCCAGCUCUCGGCCACGUCUCAUACUCCUCACCUGUCAUCUCCUACAGCCACUAGACUAU
This is a messenger RNA of Maniola jurtina (meadow brown), 2042 nucleotides long. RefSeq lists its product as uncharacterized. Gene Ontology annotation, cellular component: extracellular matrix. The transcript is spliced from 9 exons. The record is from RefSeq and is a predicted model, not a curated record. Bases 25 to 2037 code for a protein of 670 amino acids. NCBI's taxonomy places the organism in Eukaryota, Metazoa, Arthropoda, Insecta, Lepidoptera, Nymphalidae.